Molecule: messenger RNA, 4185 nt
Organism: Rhododendron vialii
Lineage: Eukaryota; Viridiplantae; Streptophyta; Magnoliopsida; Ericales; Ericaceae
Exons: 9
Coding region: 154-3648 (1164 amino acids)
Molecular function (GO): zinc ion binding
Source: RefSeq, a predicted model, not a curated record
AUUAAAAAAUCAAAAAAGCAAAAUAAUACCGAAACAAAAAUUGAGGAAGAACAUGACCUAACAAGGGUCAAAUUCUAUCUAGGGUUUUGUUUUCUUUCCAAUCGUCGCCACUACGAAUUACUACGCGAUUACAACCAGCCCAUAAUCGAGCAGAUGGCCAGGUGGGAUGAGAUUCUGUCCCUUCCCGUACAGAACCCUCCGAACUUGGAGUUCUCUUCUGAUGAUCUUGUGUGGAGCAAGGUGGAAGGUUGGCGGGACAAUAUAGACACAGUUGCACUCAUUCCCUUUGCCAGAGUGGAUGAUUUUGUCCGAGGUGAAUCCUCUAAUAAGGACUGCCCAACGAGGUUCCAUGUUGAAGCAAGGAGGCGUAGACCUCCAGAGAUGGCUUACAAGCCUAAGGUUGAUGGCAUUCUUGAAUAUAUCCUGUAUUGGUGCUCCUUUGGUCCAGAUGAUCACAGAAAGGGUGGCAUUGUUCGGCCCAGCAGGAGUACAUACGUUGCAAAAAAUAAAUCUGCCGGUCGGCCAAAUACAAAGAGAGGGUGCACUUGCCACUUCAUCGUGAAACGCUUAAUUGCCCAGCCUUCAGUUGCACUUAUCAUAUACAAUCAGGAUAAACACGUGGAUAAGAAAGGGUUGCCAUGCCAUGGUCCACAGGACAGAAAGGCUGCUGGAACUCGUGCUAUGUAUGCCCCAUAUAUCUCGGAGGAUCUCCGCCUCCGCAUCUUAUCUCUACUAUAUGUUGGGGUUCCAGUGGAAACCAUAAUGCAGAGACAUAAUGAAUCAGUGGAAAAACAAGGGGGCCCAUGUAACCGUGAUGAUCUUUUGACUCACCGAUGUGUGCGGAGACAGGAGAGGAGCAUUAGACGGUCUACGUAUGAAUUGGAUGCAGAUGAUGCAGUCAGUAUCGGCAUGUGGGUUGAAAGCCACCAGAAUCAUGUUUUCUUCUUUGAGGAUUUCUCUGAUUCUGAUCCUUUUGUCUUGGGUAUUCAAACAGAGUGGCAGUUGCAACAGCUGAUACGGUUUGGUAACCGUGGUCUUAUCGCUUCUGAUUCGAGGUUUGGAACAAAUAAAUUGAAGUAUCCCAUUCACAGUCUCGUUGUUUUCAACUCGGAGAACAAGGCCAUCCCAGUAGCAUGGAUAAUAGCUCCAAGAUUUUCAAGUGGCGAUACCCAUAGAUGGAUGAGGGCUCUUUAUAACAGAGUGCACACAAAAGAUCCUAUGUGGAAGUUGGCUGGGUUCAUAGUGGAUGAUCCUUCGGCUGAUAUCCUCACAAUCAGGGAAGUCUUUCAGUGCUCUAUAUUGAUAUCCUUUUGGCGAGUUCGUCACGCAUGGCACAAGAACUUGGUAAAGACAUGCUCAGAUAUUACCCUACGUGCAGAGAUAUCAAGACGGCUUGGUCAGGCAGUGCACAGUGUCUGUAGAGGACAUGGAUCUGUGGAUUUGUUUGUGGAUUUCAUGGAAGAUUUCAUUGAUGGAUCAGAUUUUAUGGAUUACUUUAAGGCGGUUUGGUAUCCUAGAAUAGGUUCGUGGACUACUGCCCUGAAGACUCUUCCACUUGCAAGCCAAGAGACUUGUGCAGCAAUGGAGUUUUACCACAACCAGAUGAAGCUUAGGUUGCUAAAUGAGAGAGCCCCGUGUGUUUAUCAACGUGCUGAUUGGUUGGUCGAUAAGUUGGGUACUAAAGUCCAUUCGUACUUCUGGCUUGAUGAGUAUGCAGAAAAAGAUGAUUUUGUGCGAUAUUGGAAGGACGAAUGGAAGAGUGGUUUGACAUCUUGGCGCAAGUCAUUAGAAAUUCCAGACUCUGAUGUUGUCACGGAGGGUAAAUGUGUAAAAGUUAAUGAUCAGGAAAACCGAGAUAGAGCUCAUGUUGUACUUAACACAGGUUCAGAGUUUGCAAUCUGUGAUUGCAGUUGGGCAGAGAUGGGCAACCUUUGUGAACAUGUUUUCAAAACUAUGAAGGUUUAUCGCGGUAAAGGGUUUAGUUUGCCAUCUGUCAGCAUGUUUCAGUAUAAACAAGCUUUGAUUAAUUUGUUACAGUGCCCACCCCGUGAUUCUUUGAUUCGGGAUCAUGCUGUUUCCCUUUCUGUUUGGGUGCAAAAGCAGUUAGAUACAAUGGUUGAUGUAGAAGGUGAACUGACCACUGUGGAUCCUGCUGAGGCACAAAAUGUUGGGACACUUCCUGUUAAUCAAGAGAGAGAUAGGAUGAAUGAGAAUCACAGUACAAAUGAGAUCAUAUCAUCUGGUGCUGAAAAUGGCCUGGGUGAUUCGUGUGGUAAUUUGGUUGAUCAGCAAGAUAGUGAAAAUGUCAUUUGUGGUGAACGAAAUGGAACAAAAACUUCUUGUUGUGAGAUGGAAGUUGAUCUGGUAUCAUCGGGAUUAUUCUCUGUUGAUGACGUUGUAUCUGCUAAUGCCUUUACAGGAAAUGGACAGAGAGUGUUGAUUGACACAGGACCGGACAUAAUUAAGAAUCUUGCUUCUACAGGUAAUUCAUUUGCAAAUCUAAAUUGUUUUGAAGAUGAUAUAUUGGAGAAAGGUUCUUGUGAAAAUGCUAUGGAUAUAGAUCCGCAAUCGGUUCCAGUAAUUGUAUCUGAAGAUCAAUGCACAAUUGUCCAUCAAAAUGGUGUUCACAGAAAUGACAAAGAACCUUCAGUUAUUCCCAAUGUAGUGCAUGUGGAAGCUGCGGCUCAGAUUGAAGAGAAUGCGGGGAUGGGCGUGCAAAAUAAGAGUGGAAGUUCAAGUCAAAACCAUAUCUCUACGGAUGAUGUUGAUGUCCCAUUAGCGGGGCUUCAAGAUAGCACAGCUGAGGAUUCCAAUCUUGGUCAAAACGGAAAGGAGGUGGAUUUUCCUUCAAUAAGUGAUAAUGCUUCGGCAGCCGUCUCCGUCCCUGUCGCCAAUGAUUCGCAACUGGUUGAUGUUGUUGAUGCUGCAAGUGGAACUGACAAAAAUCGAGGCGCGUGCCCUCAGAAUAACACAAGUCAGAAUAGAAACUCCAAGGAUUGUGCUGUGCUGCUAGAAGGAAUUCAAGUUACCACUGUGGAAGAUUCCAAUAUUUGUCACGAUUCAACGGAAGGAAGUUUCAGUCCCAAAAUACAGAAUACUGCUGGAUUUGCUUCUGUCUCUGCGUCCAUUGAUGCACAGCUGGCCAAUGUGGUUGAAGCUGCACGUGGAAUUGAAGAGAAUAGGCAGAUGUGCCACCUAAAAGAGAAUGGAUGCUUUAGUCAUAUCGUAUCCUUGAUGGAUAAUGAACUUCCAUCUUCAGGGUUCAGAGAUAGCAAAGCAGAGAAUUCCAAUCCUGGUCAUGAUACAAAAGGUACUGACAACAUGAUGCUUCGGUGCCUGGAAUCAAGUCAAGCCUCCUCACUAAAAUCAAAUUCAAGUCAGUUACAUCAUCCUUGCAUUGAGCCCGGAACUCGUGAGAAAAGCACAUUCGUGGAGCUGCCUUGUGUUGAUGAACCUUCAGCUGUUAGAUGCGGGGAUGAAGAACAUGUUGUGUAUUGCAAUUUUCCCGUUGAGGUGGCCGAGGGAACUGUUCCAGUGGAGUGUUCCCAGGGAACUGUUUCAGUGGAGUGUUCGCAAAUCUCACCUGUGAGGGGUGUAUCUCACGAGUAUCGGAAUGCUGCUGCCGAUGUUGCAAGUGGUGAUGGUUGAUAUUGGUGCUCUCCCUUUCUCCAUGUACAUACUUACCAUGGAUCCAAAUUAUACCUUAUCCUGUUAAGCAACUUUUUUUAGAAAAGCAUGGCCAGUGCAGCUUGCUGACUUGGGUGCAACUAAUGCCUUACUCGCUGCUUCAACAUUCGGGAGGCUAGGAAACAAGCUCUGACACAUCCCUGCCCCGAGUCCCAAAUGGUGUGGUUUGGACACGUUUGAAGUGUGCCCAUGCUGCUGAUCUUGGCAAUGCAACACAGCUUCUUUUAGAGAAAUAUGGAAGGAUUGGAAGGAUGUUGGAAACUUGGAAGAGGAGAUAGUGAGAAACAUGCUCUCAGAUUCCACGAUGGCUCAUUGCCUAUGUGUUUGAUCUUAUUGAAUCCUUUCCGGCUUCCAUUAGAGUGCUGAUAUAUACAGCACAGCACAAAGGUUCAUUUCUAUUUCUUGUGAUGUAACAGAAAAUGAAACAGCCCGCUUCUGGUGUUCGCAGCCACAAGGAUGAAGAUUAAGUUCGUUAUUGUUAACUUGUUUCUUUUAACC